UGAGCGGAAAACAACGACGGACUGCAAAAUAGACGACUCGCAUCGCAUAGGAAUAAAAGUCACUGUAACAGAAGGAAAAUUCAGUUAGAAAGUUACGUGAAAAGUCGCCACAUCGGCAGAAAAUCGUGUGUACGCGUUGCGCGCAUCUACUGCAAAAGAAACUAUUAUCCUUUGCGUUGAAUGGAGAAAGUAAAAAUAGAAGUGUAAAUUUAGAAUUGAAAUUAUUAUUUCUCCGCAUUCUUACAACGAAAAUGUGGCAAUGCUGAAAUUGAAAAAUUGAGGAAAAAAUUUUCCGAUUAAAAGAUAGGCUUUCCAACGCAAUAUCUACUGAAGUGAGUGGUGAUAAAAGUGUACGAAACCAGACAGAUAUACGUACAUAUGUAUAUGCAUACAAAUGUAUUUAUAUUCACAAACACACAAAAACAAGCCAACGGGCACGCACGUAUCGCUGUGUAUCCUUUGAAAUAAAGACAGAAAAAAGCUAUACUAGAAAUGGAAAACAUUUUGUAAAUGUCGUUGACGAGGCAAGGCGGCGGUUGAGAAGUGCCUUCCACACAACGGUUCUACAUAACGAGCGCUAAAGAACCACAAACUCUAUCCGGCAAGUAGAAGCACGCACAAAAUAUGCGUCGUCCGAAGUUUUCUUUAAAGAAAUAUUUUUUCUUUAUGCUUAUUUGUGCGUUACUGCUCAUAAUCGGACUUAAUGUGCGUGAGUAUGAAAUUUGGAAAACUAAAAGCCCGCCACAGUCAGCACAUGCGCGCCCACAAGACGAACAAGCACAGCAGGCCGUAACAUCUUAUACGCACAGCGCUAUCACUUUUGAGCCCCGCAAUCGAGAAGCGGCGCUUCAGGCCGGUGAUGGUGCCGAGGAGUUGGAUGGUGUGGAUAAUGUGAAGGUGGGGAAUGGUGUUCCGCGCGUUACUAACAAUCCGUCGCAAUCUGAUGCAGCGAAUAGUGAACAGAGUGAACAACAACAGCAACAACAACAUUUACAUCCUGGCCAGGUGCCAUUAGAGAGUAAUGGCGCGCGUCUGUGGUUCUUCCGUCAAGGUGAGUAUUAUCCAAAGCCAGCUGCGCCAACGCGCACCGUCAAACGCGGCAAAGGCACGGGCGGACGCGGCAAGAAGCAAAAUAUGCUAGGUGCGCGUCUCUUUCCCUAUCAAAAUCCGCACAGCGAUCGCAUCGUUAAUCAGCUAAUGUAUGUGCCACCGAACUAUGAAGAGGUGCGCGCUAGUGGACGACUGAAAACAAUAUUACUCUACAAUGGGCUGGGUCCAUGGAAUGUUAAGCAAGGUCGUGACGUCUUCCUCCGCUCCAAAUGUCCUGUGGACACCUGCGAACUGACAUCGAAUCGUGGUCUUGCCGAUAAGGCCGAUAUGAUAUUGUAUAAGGAUCAUUUUAUACCAACCGGCCUUGGCAGACCAUCGAAUCCGCAGCAGGUUAGCAUGCUAUAUUAUUUGGAAUGUCCAUAUCAUACACAAAAUGUGAAAGUACCAGACGCCAUCAAUUGGACGGCCACUUAUAGGCGUGACAGCGAUAUUGUGGCGCCUUAUGAGAAGUGGGUCUAUUAUGAUAGGAAAAUUAAUCAAAUAGAGCAAGAUCACAAUUAUGCUCUAAACAAAACGAAAAAAGUUGCUUGGUUUGUCUCGAAUUGUGGCGCACGCAAUGGACGUCUACAGUUCGCGCACGAAUUGCAAAAGUAUAUAGAUGUUGACAUCUAUGGCGUUUGCGGCAAUUACAAAUGUUCUCGCAAUACCGCCGACAAGUGUUUCGAACUACUCGAUCAUGAUUAUAAAUUUUACCUCGCCUUCGAAAAUUCCAACUGCAAAGACUACAUCACCGAAAAAUUCUUCGUCAACGCACUACAACGUAAUAUUUUGCCAAUUGUAAUGGGUGCACGACCGGAGGAUUAUGAAGUGAGCUCACCACAUCGUUCCUACAUCCACGUGGAUGAGUUUGCCUCGCCCAAGGAGUUAGCCGAAUAUCUGCACAUACUCGACAAAGAUGACGAACUGUAUAAUUCGUAUUUCAAAUGGAAGGGCACGGGAGAAUUCAUCAAUACCUAUUAUUGGUGUCGUGUAUGUGCCGCCCUACACGAUGAGGAGUCUUUACGUAAGCCGCGCUGGUACACGGACGUAAACGAUUGGUGGCGUGGCGCUGGUGUUUGCACCAAUGGUUCGUGGCGUAAUUUUAAGGCGCGCAAAGAUGUCAUACGAGACGAUUAGUGGCGAAUGCAGUUGGGUUAUUGGCUGGCAAUUGCAAGCGUUGUUAUUGAAUAUGUUAAUAAGUAGUAGGAUAUGUAUGUAGUAGUUUAAGGCUUAUUUAUUAUAACACAAACUUCAUGAGGGAGGAAUCAGCAUAGCAGUGAAUAAAAAUGAAUAAUUAAAAUAAAAAAGCAUGCUGAUGAAUGCUGAAUUGAGUUGCAUGUGUGAGAGAGAGCGCAUGGUUGGGCGGAUGCAUGCUGACCUGGCUGCGUAUGACUGUGUACAGUGUGUGUGUUUAUAUGGCGAUCAGCUCGACUCAAUUCAGUGCGUGCGUCAGCGUGGUCGAUUUUAGGAUUAGUGUCCUGUUGUCAGGCAGGAAUAUUGUAGACAUACGUACAUACAUGAAAACGCACACAUCCGGCAAAACACACAUAUACAUAUACAAAAGCUAGUAUGUAGUUUAAUUGUAAUAGAUAUUGCGAGUAUAGAAAUUACCGAAAGUAAAUUUUUUUACUUUGAAAAAAUAAUUUAAAUUUUAAUUAAUUUUUACUUCAAAAUAAAUGUGCUAAACUGUGUAUUCAUUGAAGAAUGCUAUUGAAAUUUAAUCUUCUAUCAAAAUGACUAAACCUUCUGGAUUUUUUUAUUAAAUUAAUUUUUUUAUUAUUCAUAAAUUGUGCAAUAAUUAUAAUUUAUUUAGUUGACAGCCACAAAUAGAUAUUUUACUUUUACUUUAAACUAUAUGUAGCUUCUAUUGCUGUUUCCCAAUUAAAAAUAAAGGUAUAUUAUGUCGCAGUUGAGACGUUUAAGACCUAGGAAUUGGAUUUAAUAAACCUCUCUAUCUAAAUUUUGCAAUGGAUAUAAAGUGUUAAAAAAUAACAUUGGGUGGACAUUAAACAAUCCCUUUGAAGAACUAAAAGGAGUGUAAAAAAAUUUAAUUAUACAUAUACAUAUAUGUAUAUACUUUGUUUUUUCUUUCAUUUAUUAUAAAUUCCGGAAUUGCGGAAAUGUUCGUUUUAUUGGAUUCAAAUUGAAUAAAAAUAUUAUUAUUUGUACAUUUAAUAUAAAAAAAUAUUUAGUUUAUAAAAACAAUAUUUCUACCUUUAAGAACUCAAAUGGAAAUGGAUACAUACAUAUGUAUAUUAGAUAAA
Messenger RNA from Ceratitis capitata (Mediterranean fruit fly), 3353 nucleotides. It is a transcript of the gene FucTA, whose product is annotated as glycoprotein 3-alpha-L-fucosyltransferase A. The record is from RefSeq and is a predicted model, not a curated record. The transcript is spliced from 6 exons. Gene Ontology annotation, cellular component: membrane. NCBI's taxonomy places the organism in Eukaryota, Metazoa, Arthropoda, Insecta, Diptera, Tephritidae. Gene Ontology annotation, molecular function: alpha-(1->3)-fucosyltransferase activity. The coding region runs from base 625 to 2226 and encodes 533 amino acids.